AGCUGAACACAACAACACAACAAUAACACGACAUAUAAACACAUAAAAACACUGUAAAAUGCCCGAGAUGGACAAGCAAAGACACCCCGUCAAUAUUCAGCUUCUAGGAGUGAUGCAGAAAGAAGCAACCAAACUGUACAUGACCACAGUCCUCUGGUCAGAUCAAAAUGAGAUUACCGUCUACAGAUCGCUGGAAGACUUCAAGAAAAUGCAUAGGCAACUGAAGAAGAAAUUCCCUCCAUCAAACCCCUUUAAGAAAUCAGGAAGGAUUGUUCCUGAAUUUAAAGAAGUGCGAGUGCAGAAGAGGCCGCAGAAGUGGAGCGGCAGUAAAUCAGUGGUGCGACUGAAGGCUCUGGAGGAAUACUGCGGUAAACUGCUGAAGAGCGACCUGCAAGUCUGCCGGAGCUCAGAGCUCAUACAGUUCCUGCUUCCCAAAGCACACGACCUCAACGCUGACUUCGCCAAAAACUGUAUCGUGAUCAUGCCGUCAGAUGUUACUCUGGGCAGCGGUAAAGCUGAAUCCAACAGCGGUGUUACUCAACCCUUCGUGACGGAAACGUACCGCUGCGUCGCUAACUACGAGACCAAAGACACCAAGAACAGACCCUUCAAGGUGGAGGUGGACGAGACUGUGGACGUACUCAUCAAGGACCAGAAAGGUUGGUGGCUUGUAGAGAAUGAAAGCAAGCAUCUGGCCUGGUUUCCGGCUCCGUAUCUAGAAAGAGCCGAAAUGGCGGACGAUGGUCCUGACGAGAUGGAUAACGAAAGCGUUUACUAUGUGGCAGCCAAAUCUUAUAAAGCCAUGAACAGUGAUGAGCUCUCGGUGGAGCUGGGCUCAGUGGUGGAGGUGCUGCAGAAGUCUGACAACGGCUGGUGGAUCGUGAGGUACAAUCGAAAGGCAGGAUUUGUACCGUCCAUGUACCUACAGCCGCACAAUAACCCUCGGAUUCGCUUGAAGUCCACUCAGACGGAGAUAUCCCGCUCUACUCUUGAUUUAGCACAACUCCAGCAUCCCGAACACCAAACCCUGCAGGACUCCAGACUCCGAGAACUCAGCAGAUCUCAAGGAAACCUGCUGCUGCAGCCUCCAGCGAUCACCACUGCAGAUAAGCAGAAGUCACGUUCGCUAGGAAGACUUCCAGAUGCUAAUGCGGCCAGAAUAAACGCUCCGUCCAUCCGGGUGGAGUUUGCGGAGAGCGGGAAACAGAGCAGUGCGAGUGACGACAGCGAAGAGUUCAGCGAUGAGAGCAGCGUUUCUUUCAGCGAUUCGCUAAACCGGUCGGACGCAGAGGAGUGUUUCCGGCGGAGUCGCACACCGACUGCAGAAAGCCUGAGUCCUGAGAUCGCAGGGGGGAUUAUGGGUAGCAGAUCAGAUCCGUGUCUUAAUAAAAUGCCGUCCACUCCGAAAGUGCCGCCCAGACCCGGCGCUCAGGAGAUCCUGACCCGCUGCACCACCGUCACCCGCAAAAACAUGCAGAGAAACAGCUAGCUCAGAUCAUCCAAAGAUGCUAAUCACGUUCAUAUGCUAACUGAGUGUACUGGCAUUUCCAUCAACACGCUGGAGCAAAUAUGGGUCAGAGAAAUGUAGUUUAGUGCGGCGGGAGAAGCCACUGUGGCCUUUUUCCGUCUCUAAUUAAGAGAGUUGCGCCUCAGAUAAUAUUAUUACAACAUCUAGAAUCCUCUUAGUCUACGCUGACGUUAUCUUCAGCAGCUCAAACACUCUAAUGGCUAAUGGACAGACGGCUGCUUCUCACUCAGGGCUGCUGUUUAUGCUAAUGAGGGAGAGAUGGGCAAUAGUGGGCGGGGCUUUCCUCCUCUGAUGACAUGUACAAAGGGAGAAUG
Danio aesculapii is the source of this 1842-nucleotide messenger RNA. RefSeq names its product NADPH oxidase organizer 1a (gene noxo1a). Bases 59 to 1489 code for a protein of 476 amino acids. NCBI's taxonomy places the organism in Eukaryota, Metazoa, Chordata, Actinopteri, Cypriniformes, Danionidae. Gene Ontology annotation, molecular function: phosphatidylinositol binding; protein binding; superoxide-generating NADPH oxidase activator activity. Gene Ontology annotation, biological process: superoxide anion generation. The transcript has 8 exons. The record is from RefSeq and is a predicted model, not a curated record.